CACACUGGAGAGAAAGCCUAUGGAUGUGAUCAGUGUGUUAAAGCCUUUGGAUAUCAUUGUCAUCUUCAAAUACAUAAAAGAACACACACUGGAGAGAAAGCCUAUGAAUGUAAUCAGUGUGGUAAAGCCUUUGCAUAUUCUGGUCGUCUUCAAAUAAAUAAAAGAAUACAUACUGGAGAAAAGCCCUAUGAAUGUAAUCAUGAUGGUAAAGCAUUUGCACAACACAGUAAUCUCCAAGUGCAUAAAAGAACACAUACUGGAGAGAAACCCUGUGAAUGUAAUCCGUGUGGUAAAGCCUUUGCAUAUCACAGUUAUCUCCAAGUACAUAAAAGAAUGCAUACUGGAGAGAAACCCUAUGGGUGUGAUCAAUGUGGUAAAGCCUUUGGAUAUCAUGGUCAUUUUCAAAUACGUCAAAGAACACAUACAGGAGAGAAAUCCUGUGGAUGUAGUCAGUGUGGUAAAGCAUUUGCAUGUCAGAACGAUCUUAAAAGACAUGAAAGAAUUCAUACUGGAGAGAAACCCUACAAAUGUAAUGAAUGUGGUAAAGCCUUUGCGUGUAACACUAGUCUCCGAAUACACAAAGCAACCCAUACUGGAGUGAAACCUUACGAAUAUAAGCAAUGUUGUAAAUCCUUCGGCUCUCACGGUCAACUUCAAAAACAUGAAAGAAUUCAUACUGGAGUGAAACCUUACAAAUGUGGUCAAUGUGGUAAAGCCUUUUCACAAUCAAGCCACCUCUAACUACACAAAAGAACACAUACUAAAGAGUAGCCCUGUGAAUGUAACCAAUGUGGUAAUAAAGCCUUUACUGUGAUCAUCAAAGGUGUGGUGGUUUAAAUAUACUUGGCCCAUAGCAAGUAUGGCCUUUCUGGAAUAGAUGUGGCCUUUGAGGAAGUAUGUCACUGGGGGGGGGGCGCUUUGAGAUCCUAUGCUUAAGCUCUACCCAGGGCAGAAGAGUCUUCUAGCUGCCUUCUGAUCAAGAUGGAGAACUCUCCUCCAGCACCAUGUCUGCUUGGACACUGUCAUUCUUCCCACCUUGAUAAUAGACUGAACCUCUGAAUCUGUAUACCAUCCUCAAUUAAAUGUCCUUUCUAAGA
This is a messenger RNA of Rattus norvegicus (Norway rat), 1097 nucleotides long. Lineage: Eukaryota; Metazoa; Chordata; Mammalia; Rodentia; Muridae. The record is from RefSeq and is a predicted model, not a curated record.